Molecule: messenger RNA, 760 nt
Organism: Aphanomyces invadans
Lineage: Eukaryota; Oomycota; Saprolegniomycetes; Saprolegniales; Verrucalvaceae
Product: 60S ribosomal protein
Exons: 1
Coding region: 25-642 (205 amino acids)
Biological process (GO): cytoplasmic translation
Cellular component (GO): ribosome; cytosolic large ribosomal subunit
Molecular function (GO): RNA binding; structural constituent of ribosome
Source: RefSeq, a predicted model, not a curated record
GCCAAGACCAAUCGCCAAAGCACCAUGGGAGCCUACAAGUACAUCGCUGAAUUGUGGAAGCGCAAGCAAUCGGACGUCCUCCGCUUCUUGCUCCGCGUCCGCGCCUGGCAAUACCGCCAACUCCCCGUGGUCUACCGCUUGACCCGCCCUUCGCGCCUCGACAAGGCUCGCCGCGUCGGCUACAAGGCCAAGCAAGGUUACGUCGCUGUCCGCGUCGCUGUCCGCCGCGGUGGCCGCAAGCGCCCUAACUCCAAGGGUAUCGUUUACGGUAAACCCAAGCACCACGGUAUCAACCAGCUCAAGGAUGUCCGCAACUUGCGCUCGAUCGCCGAAGAACGUGCUGGUGCCAAGUUCACCAACUUGCGUGUGUUGAACUCGUACUGGGUGAACCAAGACGCGACGUACAAGUACUUUGAAGUGAUUUUGGUCGACCAUUCCCACAAGGCCAUCCGCCGCGACGCCCGCAUCAACUGGAUCGUAAACGCCGUGCACAAGCGCCGCGAAAAGCGUGGUUUGACCUCUGCUGGUCGCCAAGCCCGUGGCUUGCGCCAACGCGGCCACAAGGCCAACAAGAUCAUUGGUUCGUCGCGCCGCCAAAACUGGAAGCGCCGCAACACCACCUCGCUCCGCCGCUACCGUUAGAGCGUUGGUGUGUGUGUGUUGGAAUCCUGCAAUCCUGUGGAUUCUGGCUCGCCAAUGUGGUGCUUGGCUGCUCUAGUUCGUUUGCAUAAAGCAACAGUGUGGUCAUGGCUCUCUGUCG